UUCACAGCAACUGGGUGCUAGCUUAGUUAGUCGACAUAGAGAUUCAGCUUGAAAACAACUGUUUAAGAUGCAUUAGAAAAUACUACAAUAAGACUUUGUAGCUUAAAAAAAUUAAUGUAGACUGUUUACAUAGUUAAACAUACAGUACAUAGGUGACAACAGUACAAAACAGAACAGUGGUUGAACUGGUAUAUCUGCUGUAAUGAAGAGACAACUGGGAAAGCAUUUUAUUCCUAAUGUUACAACCCGUGAAAUUGUGUCAAAAUCAUCAAAAGAUGAACUUAAACUUCCGAAACAUCAACAUCUUUUGUCUCAUCAGGAUCUAUCACAUCACCAUCUCAACCAGCACAACUCCAGAUGUUCAUCUGGGAACAGCAAUGUCUUCCAUCAAUAUGGUUCCCAAAAUCAGCCAGAUCAUCAUCAAAACGUUGAGGGCACCGCAUGCCACAAGGGUGUCCUCACAGAGGGGACCAUCUCCUCAUCUUCUUCCUCUUCCACUGCAUCUUUGUUUUCAGAGUCCAGUUUGGACAGUGAGUGGCAUUUCCUGCUAAACAAACCCCAGCAUUCUGUGUCCUGUUCCAACCUUCCAGAAGCAAGGAUAUUUCAAGAUGAGGCAUCUGGGAACAUAGACUUUGAUCUAUGUGACUUAGCACUGAAUAUUCACCACAAACAACAGAAACAACAGCAUUUUGGUCAUUCUGGACUGCAACAACAGGUUUCAGAGCGAAGACUGAGAAAAUCACCACUGUUCAGAUGCCAGAGCAAAAUUGAAGACGGGCUUCUGCAGAGUGUAAACCAAGAACACAGUACUAAGGCAUAUGGGAGACCCCAUCCAUUGGACCUCAACCAUCUUUACAAGACCACCAGCCUGGGACAAAACCUUGCUGUUAAGGAUAAGGCUGCUGCAACAGUAAAUAUGGCAAGACCUAAAAGGGCUGUCUCAUCUAUUCAGCUGCCAAGCAAAGGUAUUCUUAAAAACAAAGAUGAAGGGCAGAAGCACGGAAAUGUCCGGAAAGCCAAGUCUAUGGAAGCACUGUCCACUAAGAGACAAAGUACUAAUCCUCAUAUGCAGAGUUCUGUCGAUACACUGAGGGAUAACUUUGUAAGAGGGAAGACCGAGUUCUCUGCCUUUCUGGAUGAGAUUACCAGGCAGGUUAUCAGCCCUUCAAGACUCAGCUCUUUCAGGAGCAGGAGCAGCCAUACGCCGACAUCUCAUUUGCCUCAGGAAGACUGUACACAGCCUGCUAAAACCAACCAGGAAAGAGAAGAUUUACAGAAAACAUUCAAACAGCACAAUGUCCAUUCUGUGCAAUCCAACAAUGAAAAAGGAAGAAUUGGUUAUAAUAAACAUGGUCAGAAACAACAAACUGGUAGUUCUUUGGGUCUGCCACACCAGCAUCAGUGCCAAAAGCACCAAGGAAAAUACAGCCAGCUCCUCAGUGAAGGUACCAGCACCAGUUCUGAGUCCAUCCUGCAGGAGAAGCAGUAUCAAGCUAAAGGCAAAUGGGGUUAUAAUGAUGGUUAUGGCAUAUGUAGAGAGCUUAAUAUUAAGCAAAAUGUCUCAUCUCUGCCUGCUGCACUGGGCAUGCAGUUCACAAAAAAAUCUCCCACAAUGACUUCCCCUAACCUGGAGAAUAUUAGCAAGCGCAAAUACAUGGGUUACAGAAGACACACCAAACAAUUGCACAGGGAUUCAGUGAGUAGUAUGAACAGAGUCGACUUGCCAGAGCACUACAACAAGGACCUACAUGAGAAUUUGCUGCAGAUGGUGUCAUGCAUUCAAAACAUGGAGGCAGAGCUACAAUGUACCAAGACAGAAUUAAGCAGGAUUAAAGAGAAAUGCAAAAAGCUUCAGGACAGCUACAUAAGCUGUCAGCAGGCAAACAGUGUCCUUGAGAAAAAACUCCAUUCUGUGGUGGACAGCAUGAACUCAGAGCAGAAGGAUUAUUUUUACAGGAUUUCAGAGCUGACCAAACAACCGGAUACAGCAAAAAAUACAGUUGUUUCACUGGAAUCCAUUAAUAUUCCGUCCUUGAUUAAAGAGCUUUCGGACAAGCAUUUUGACUCUGAAGAUAUUGUGAAUAGCUUCUUAUUAUUAUCACAUAGUCAAUUGGACACAGACAAAUCAGAUAAAACCAUAGGACUCAGGGACAACCAAUCAUCUACAAGGAAAAGGGAUGAUAGGGUAUCUGAUUGGUUACCCCCUGGGCAAGGAGAUUCAGCUGACAGGCAGGAGCAUGUGGCAGCAUUUUUGCCAUGGGCAGAAAGUCAAGAUCCCUGGGUUGGAUUAGAGAAGACAGAUGCAAGUGACCUCUUACUUCCUAAGUCAGGGCAUUCCAGUGUUCACUCUAUUGCUGAAGAUAUGAACUCUGCCAUCUACAGGAACAUACCAGAUGCAAAGGCAAAUAUCCCCAGGGGCCCAAUGCAAUCUUUAGGCUUAGAGGCAGAAAUAAACUCAGUCAGCAUGCUGGCCCAUAGUUCUGUGUAAUCAAUACAGCCUGGAGAAUUAGGACAGGUUUUCAGUUCACUCUUCGUUAAAUACUCUCUCUCUCUCUCUCUCUCUCUCUCUCUCUCU
Molecule: messenger RNA, 2575 nt
Organism: Tachysurus fulvidraco (yellow catfish)
Lineage: Eukaryota; Metazoa; Chordata; Actinopteri; Siluriformes; Bagridae
Exons: 7
Coding region: 203-2488 (761 amino acids)
Source: RefSeq, a predicted model, not a curated record